This is a messenger RNA of Passer montanus (Eurasian tree sparrow), 5769 nucleotides long. RefSeq names its product neurexin-2-like. Lineage: Eukaryota; Metazoa; Chordata; Aves; Passeriformes; Passeridae. The record is from RefSeq and is a predicted model, not a curated record.
CCUCCGGACCCCCCGGCCAGGCUGUCGCCGCCCGCUGGGGCCGCCCAUGUGGCUGUGAGAGGACGGGGGCGGCCGGGCCCCCCCCAGGGCCCCCCCAGGGCCCCCCCAGAGCCAGCCCAGGCGCCAUGACCUGUCCGGCCGCUGAGGGACGCCCGGCGCCCGGGGGCCUCCGAGAGACCAAAGCCCACCCGGGCUCCGCGGCCCACCCGGGCCCCCAGCGCGGCUCCACGGCCCCUCAAAGUUCUGAGGGUCACCAAGAGACCAAAGCCCACCCGGGCUCCGCGGCCACCAGAGGCUCUGUGGCCAGCCAGGACCACCGAGAGACCAAGGCCCACCUGGGCUCCGUCGCCCACCUGGGCUCCCGCGUGGAGAUCGAAGCCCACCUGGGCUUUGUGGCCGACCAAAACUUUGUGGGCAAGCAGGAGCACCCCGAGCCCGGUGCUGGCUCCGUGGCGCUGUUGGACUCCAAGAUCGCCCAAGGCUCUGAGGAGCUCCUGGGGACUCGGGUCAGCCAGGUGCCCGGGACCCGCCUGGCGUCUGUGGCCACCCAGGAGCUCCUGGAGGCGCGUCAGGAAUCGCGGGCCAGCCGAGGUUCUGUGGGCAACCAGGACCUCCCAGAGCCCGACAUCAACAUCCCCUUGGACUCCAAGGUCAACCAGGCCGCCAUGGCUCGCUUGGACCUGAGGGGCCACCAAGACCCCUCCCCGGCCUCCGAGGACCCCCAAGAGCCCAAGGUCACCCAGGGUCCGGUGGCCAACCAAAAGACCAAGGUCAACCAAAGCCCCGCGGCCCCUCUGGAGGCCAAGGUCAAUGAAGACCCCGUGGUGUGUUUAGACUUGAGGGUCCACCGAGCCCCAGCGGCCAGCCGAGCCCCCGAGGACCCCCGAGCCCCCCUGGAGCACCCGGACAGCCAGGCUGGCCAAGCUCUCACAGACUGGAACGUCCACCAAGCCCCCGUGGCCGCGCACAGCCCCGCGGACCCCCAAGAGACCGAGGUCAAGCCCGGCCCUCCGGACCCGAGGGUCCCCCCGGACGCCACGGCCGAGGGACGCUGCCCGGGGACCGAGUGCCACCAACCCCACGUGCCCACCCGGGCCACCCCAGCCCCCCGCCCGUGCGCCCAAAUCCCCUCGGGCGCCCGCCUGGGCCUGGUGCUGCUGACGCUGGGGUCCCUCCUGCUGCCCUGCGCCCGGGGCUCGGCGCUGGAGUUCGGGGGCGCCCCGGGGCAGUGGGCGCGCUACGGGCGGUGGGCGCCGGGCGCGGGGGGCCAGCUCAGCUUCCGCCUCAAGACCAACGUGACGCGGGCGCUGCUGCUCUACCUGGACGACGGCGGCAACUGUGACUUCCUGGAGCUGCUGGUGGCCGAGGGGCGGCUGCGGCUGCGCUUCGCCAUCGCCUGCGCCGAGCCCGCCACUGGAGCCGCCGGCGCCGGUCAGCGACGGCACAUGGCCGUGGCCAGCGACCUGUUCGUCGGGGGCAUCCCGCCCGACGUGCGGCUCUCGGCGCUGACGCUCAGCACCGUCAAGUACGAGCCGCCCUUCCGCGGGUGGGUGGCCGACCUGCGGGUGGGCGACGCGCCGGCCGCGCUGCUGGGCGCCCAGGGGGUCCGGGGUGACGGGGACGAGCGCUGCGCCCACCACCCGCCCUGCGCCCACGGCGGCCGCUGCACCCUGCGCCGUGGGGAGCCCCGCUGCGACUGCGCCGGCACCGGCCACCGCGGGCCCUUCUGCGAGGAAGAUGUCCUCCACAUCCCUAUGUCUCAUGUCAUCAUGUCCUCCAUGUCCCCAUGUCAUUGCCGCGCCGAGUAUGUGGCCACGUUCCGGGGCAGCGAGUUCUUCUGCUACGACGUGUCGCGGUCGCCGGUGCAGAGCAGCGCGGACGAGCUGGCGCUGGCGUUCCGCACGCGGCAGCGCCACGGGCUGCUGCUGCACACCGGCCGCGCCGCCGACUUCCUGAACCUGUCGCUCAAGGCCGGCGCCGUGUGGCUCGUCAUCAACCUGGGCGCCGGCGCCUUCGAGGCGCUGGUGGAGCCCGUCAACGGCAAGUUCCACGACGGCGGCUGGCACCACGUGCGCGUCACGCGCAAUCGCCGCCAGCACGCAGGGAUCGGACACGCUAUGGUAAACAAACUGCAUUACCUGGUGACCAUCUCGGUGGACGGCAUCCUGACCACCACGGGCUACACGCAGGAGGACUUCACCAUGCUGGGCUCCGACGACUUCUUCUACGUGGGGGGGUCCCCCAACACCGCCGACCUGCCGGGGUCCCCCGUCAGCAACAACUUCAUGGGCUGCCUCAAGGACGUGGUUUACAAGAACAACGACUUCAAGCUGGAGCUGUCGCGGCUGGCGCAGGAGGGGGACGCGCGGGUGACGCUGCACGGGGCGCUGCUCUUCCACUGCGACCCCCCCCCGGCGCUGGACCCCGUCACCUUCGCCACCCCCCAGGCUCACCUGGCGCUGCCCACCUGGCGCCCGGCCCGCGCCGGCUCCGUCUCCUUCGACUUCCGCACCACGGAGCCCAACGGGGUCCUGCUCUUCGGGCAGGGACCCCCGCGCAGAGGGUGUGCAGCCCCGCUGUCCCUGAUGCCCCCUCUGGUGAACAGCCGCAGCACGCCCUUCCUGGCCAGCGGCGACCGCGACGUUCUGGACGUGGGGGCCGAGCUGUACCUGGGGGGGCUCCCCGAGGGCCGGCCCGGGCCCCCCGCGCCCCCCGAGCUCUGGGCCGCGGGGCUGCGCCUCGGCUUCGUGGGCUGCGUGCGGGACCUGUUCGUGGACGGGCGGAGCCGCGACGUGCGGGCGCUCCUGGCCCCCGGGGGGGCUCCGGGGGUCGCCCCGCUCUGCGCCAGGGACCCCCCCCGGCUGUGCGCCAGCGCUCCCUGCCGCAACGGGGGGACGUGCCGCGAGGGCUGGAACCGCUUCGUGUGCGACUGCCGCGGCACCGGGUACCUGGGGCCGCGCUGCGAGACAGAGGCGGCGGUACUGAGCUACGACGGCAGCAUGUACCUGAAGGUGCAGGUGCCGGGCGAGCAGACCGAGGCCGAGGACGUGUCCCUGCGCUUCAUGUCCCCCCGAGCCUUCGGCCUCGUCCUGGCCACCACCUCGCGCCACUCGGCCGACACCCUGCGCCUCGAGCUGGACGGGGGGCGCAUGAAGCUCACCCUCAACCUGGGCAAGGGCCCCGAGACGCUGUUCGCGGGGCAGCGGCUGGAUGACAACGAGUGGCACUCGGUGCGGGUGGCCCGGCGCGGGCGCAGCCUCCAGCUCGCCGUCGACAACGUCACCGUCGAAGGCCAGCUGUCGGGCUCGCACACCCGCCUGGAGUUCCACAACAUCGAGACCGGCAUCGUCACCGAGCGCCGCUUCCUGGCCGUGGUCCCCUCCAACUUCCUGGGCCACCUGAGCGGGCUGGUCUUCAACGGGCUGCCCUACCUGGACCUGUGCCGCGACGGCGACAUCAGCUCCUGCGAGCUCAACGCCCGCUUCGGCCGCCGCGCCAUCGUGGCCGACCCGGUGGCCUUCGGGGGCCGCGGCUCCUACGUGGCGCUGGCCACGCUCCAGGCCUUCUCCUCCUUCCACCUCUUCUUCCAGUUCAAGACCACGGCGCCCGACGGCCUCAUCCUCUUCAACGGCGGCAGCGGCUCCGACUUCCUGGUGGUCGAGCUGGUCAAGGGGUACAUCCACUACGUGUUCGACCUGGGCGAGGGCCCCUCGCUCAUGAAGGGCAACUCGGAGCAGCCGCUGCACGACGGGCGCUGGCACGAAGUGGCCGUGGCACGCGAGGGGGGGGCCCUGCACGCGCUGCGCGUGGACGGGAGACCCGUGACCCAGCACGGGCAGGGCGCCCGCGGGCUGCAGCUCAAGGGUGAGCUGUACGUCGGGGGGGUCAGCCCGGGGCUCCUGGGCCGCCUCCCGCGGCUCGUGGCCUCCCGGGGGGGCUUCCGGGGCUGCCUGGCCUCGCUGGACCUGAACGGGCGCCUGCCCGACCUGCUGGGGGACGCCCUGCGACGCGUGGGGGACGUGCGGAGGGGCUGCGACGGCCCCAGCACGACGUGCGCCGAGGACUCGUGUGCCCACGGGGGGGUCUGCCUGCAGCAGUGGGACGGCUUCACCUGCGACUGCAGCAUGACGGCCUUCGGGGGGGCCGGCUGCGCCGAGCCGGGCACCACGUACAUUUUCGGCAAGGGGGGGGCCCUGAUCACCUACACGUGGCCCCCCAAUGACCGGCCCAGCACCCGCGCCGACCGCCUGGCCCUGGGCUUCAGCACCCGGCAGCGCGACGCGGUGCUGCUGCGCGUGGAGAGCGCCGCCGGGCUCGGCGACUUCCUGCAGCUCCACAUUGUGCAGGGGGCUGUGGGGGUCCUGUUCAACGUGGGCACCGAGGACAUCGCGCUGGAGGAGCGGGGGGCGGCCGUCAGCGAUGGGCGCUUCCACGUCGUCCGCUUCACGCGCAGCGGCGGCAACGCCACGCUCCAGGUGGACGGCGGCCCCCUGCACGAGCGCUACCCGCCAGGCAGCGGGGACAGCGAGCGGCUGGCGCUGGCGCGGCAGCGCAUCCCCUUCCGCCUGGGGCGGGUGGUCGAUGAGUGGCUGCUCGACAAAGGCCGGCAGCUGACCAUCUUCAACAGCCAGGCGCGCGUGCGGGUGGGGGGCCGGGACCGCGGCCGCCCCUUCCAGGGGCAGCUCUCGGGGCUCUACUACAACGGGCUGAAGCUGCUGGCGCUGGCGGCCGAGGGACACCCCCGCGUGCGGCUCGAGGGGGACCUGCGGCUCGUGGGGGACCCCCGGCUGAGAGGGGCUCAGGGUGAGGGGCAGAACACGGACGAUCUGCUGGUGGCCUCGGCCGAGUGUCCGAGCGAUGACGAGGACCUGGAGGAGUGUGAGCCGGGCACAGGUGGGUGCUGCUCCGGGGCCCCGGGCACGCGCGUGUGGCACGGCCUCGCACACGCGUGUGGCACGGCCUCGCACACGCGUGUGGCACGGCCGCAGAGCCCGGGGCUCUUCCCCACCCCCCCGGCGGGGGCGAGACCCCCGCGCAGGUGUGGGGGUGUGCACACACACAGGCGUGGGGGGGCGGGGGUGUUGCACACGCGUGUGUUCCCGCCCAUUCCGAGCACACACCUGAGCCCGGGGCCGUGCAAGCCCCGCCCCCAGCCCCUGCUUCCCCUGACGGAUGGACACUCGGACACUUGGACACUCGGACACUCGGACAUUUGGACGGACAGGGAGGACCCCUCGGUGACCCCUGAGCUUUGGGGGGCUCUGGGGGGGUUUGGGGGUCCCCAGACCCGCACUGACCCCCCCCGGUGUCCCCCCCAGAACACGGACGAUCUGCUGGUGGCCUCGGCCGAGUGUCCGAGCGAUGACGAGGACCUGGAGGAGUGUGAGCCGGGCACAGCCGCGCCCGGAGCGGUGGAGGUGGUGCGGGAGGCGGGCGGCACCACCGGCAUGGUGGUGGGCAUCGUGGCGGCCGCCGCGCUCUGCAUCCUCAUCCUCCUCUACGCCAUGUACAAGUACCGCAACCGCGACGAGGGCUCCUACCAGGUGGACCAGAGCCGCCACUACAUCGGGGCCGCCCCCGCCGCGCCCGGGGGGGGCCCGGGAGGGGCUCCCGGUGCCGCGUCCCCGACCCCGCCCGCCGGGACCCCCAAGGAGAAGGCGGCGGCCGCGCCCCCCAAAGCGCCGGGCAAAGCGCGGCGCAACAAGGACAAGGAGUAUUACGUGUGAGGGGGGGUCUCCACGCGUGUCCCCCUGACCCCCCCCACCCCGC